Pecten maximus is the source of this 3393-nucleotide messenger RNA. RefSeq names its product probable sodium/potassium-transporting ATPase subunit beta-3. Gene Ontology annotation, molecular function: ATPase activator activity. The transcript is spliced from 6 exons. Gene Ontology annotation, cellular component: sodium:potassium-exchanging ATPase complex. Gene Ontology annotation, biological process: intracellular sodium ion homeostasis; potassium ion import across plasma membrane; intracellular potassium ion homeostasis. The record is from RefSeq and is a predicted model, not a curated record. The coding region runs from base 39 to 974 and encodes 311 amino acids. Lineage: Eukaryota; Metazoa; Mollusca; Bivalvia; Pectinida; Pectinidae.
ACGACAUCCGGGCAAUUUAUCGCUUCUCUCCGACCAAGAUGGCGUCUUCAGCAAGUACAGGUGUAACAGCGGCUUCUGUCGGCCCACAGAAUCAGACAGCUGGACAGAAAUUUAGAGAUUUUGGCACAUUUUUGUAUAACAGUGAUGAGGGUACCGUUUUAGGAAGAACAGGCAAAAGUUGGGCUCACAUCACCAUUUUCUACGUCAUCUACUAUGCAUGUCUGUCUGGGUUCUUUGCUGCCUUGAUUGCUGUGUUCUAUCAGACACUUGAUUGGAACUUCCCCAAACUUGCUGGUCCUGAUAGUUUGCUGAGACAGAACCCAGGUAUGGGAUUCCGUCCAAUUCCUAAUGUACAAACAACUCUAGUGCGAUUUGUGAAAGGCGAUCCCACCUCUUACAGCCCAUACACUGACCACAUGGAGGCCUAUCUCUCUUACUAUGAAAAUGAGAACCAGGUUACUGAUACCGGAGUGAUUGUGGAUUGUGAUGCCAUCAGUGGUCGUCGUCCUGAGUCUGAAUGGGACAAAGCCUGCCGAUUUGAUCUCACCCAGAACCUUGGAGCCGACUGUGUCAAACAGCAGGCCUUUGGGUUUGAUGACGGACUGCCUUGUAUUCUUGUCAAACUAAACAGGAUCUUUGAUUGGAUGCCCCAGAUGUUCACUAAUGGAAGUGUUCCAUCAACGAUCCAGGACAUGUACCAGAACUACUACGUCACUGUCAAGUGCACAGGAGAGAACCCUUCUGACCAGGACAAUAUUGGACCCAUUACCUACUACCCAGCCGGAGGAUUCCACUACAAGUACUUCCCAUUCCGUAACCAGCAGGGAUACAGGUCACCCCUUGUCUUCGUCAGAUUUGAAAGGCCAACACCUGGAGUUCUCAUCAUGGUUGAAUGCCGAGCAUACGCUGCCAACAUCCAGUUUGACCGUUUAGAAAAGGCCGGCAGUGUCCAUUUUGAGCUGCUGGUUGAUUAACCUUGCAUUUGUGUUUAGUUCUUUUAUGAAAUUCUGAUUUUUAGGGGGUUGUAAGGCAGAAAACAGAACAUUUUAAUAAAAAAAAACUUUUAGGUAUAUAGGGAGUGGGUUAGAGUUUGGGUCAUAAAUUUUAAAUUGUACUUACAAUUGGAAUGAAACAAAAUUUCUUUUGGAGAAAAAAGUGUUUGACAGCAAAUAAUACAAAAAAACAACAACAACAAAAAAGACUUUACCUGGUACUUUACAAAAAUCUGCAAUUGUCUUGACAGAAAUCUGUCUGUCUGCUCUAGCCCAAGAGAAUUAGUGAUUUCCAUAGAAAUAAUUUUUCAUCUACAAAGGCAUUUGAAGUCCAAGUAGGUUAACAAUCAGGUGCCUGACAUUCUGUAACAGUUCUUAGGAUCAAGAUCUGAAGUUUGGUUAGCCUUUUCUUGCAAAUUUGAGUGAAAUGGUUUAUAGAAAGUGCAUUUGAUUUUUUUAUUGACUUUUUUUUCUGUUUGUAAAAGCAUUUUGUCGUUCAUUUGUCAGCUUUCCAAAGAUUUUCUUGUUUACCAUACUUUUCCUCAUUUUUCUGUAUCUAGCAUUUCAUAUGUAGUUGUUUUUAGCAGUAUUUUUUAAAAAAUAAGAAAGGAAGAAUGUGGAUUUAUUCGUGACUGAUCAAGAUAAACAAAUAGGAAAAAAAAUACAAAAAAAAUACAAAAAAAAAUGUAUCCAGUCAUUGAGUAAUACUCAGGGGUGACUUCGGAAAAAUAUGUCAUUUCAUCAGGAUGAAAUGGAAGGUGCAAUAUGUGGUAAAACAUAUGCUUACAAUGUUAAACAGGGGGGUUUCAUGAUCAUAUACAAGAUCUAUCACAAAUCAAAGCUCAAAAUCGACUCCUUCGUUUAAAGCAGAUUUUCGUUCACAGAAGUUGUUUUGUUAUAAAGAUCACUUAUGCAAUUUCAAGUGGGAAGUCACUUUGUUUUGUUUUGUACAUUCCUUUUAAAACAAAUGUUUUUUUAAACAAUUAUAUCUAUCCAGAUUUAUGUACAAAACUAGUGUGUAGUAUGUUGAUGUUGCCAUUUGUGAAAAUGAAGUGUCCAGAUGUUUUUGUAUAGGAUGAAACGACGUUUUUAAAUCUUAAGAUAUUGUUGUUAUAGAUACAGUGUAUUGUUGCUUUGUGUGUAGUGUAUAUGAAAAUUUAUUACAAGAUGUUUUUACCAAUACACAGUAAGGCUACCCUGUUCUGAAGUUAUUGAUUUUCAAAAGACCAUCUUUGUUUGCUUUGGAGCCCUCUAGACGCAAGUUUAAUUUUGAAACUUACUUGAAAGGUUUUUUUUAACUCUGUAUGAUGUUCAUUUUGUCAUUUCUAGAGAGAGAAAAGUGCCAUCUUUAAAUGACCAAUCUAUUUGUAAUACCUACGAAAUAAUUAACGAAAAAUUGUAGGCAUGCUGAUGUUGAAUACUGUGCAGCUUUCGCGUAUAUAUAGUGAUACAAGCAUGAUUGUGAUGCAGAGAAGAAAUCAUAAUGAAUGAUGAAGAUAAGAUGUUGUUUUUAACAUGAUAAUUCAAAGGUGACUUUUUGUGUAAAUAUGUGAAUGCAUGACGGUAUGUGAAUGCAUUACUAUUAGGAUGUAGGUAACUUACUGGACUUAUCUCAAUUAUUCUACUUGUACCAAAUGCUUAUUAUUGUAAAUUCAGCAUAAUUAUACAUAGCAAUACUGCACGGAUGUAAGCGGGUAAAACUGGAACCAAAACAAAAACAUUGUCGUCUCAUCUUGUGUGGCAUAUGUUCUCUUCAUCAAUGAUGAACUCCAUAUUUGAAUGUAAAUUUAUAAUUUACGUCCGGAAGCAUCUUGCGAUGGCAAAACAGUUCUGUGUUGCUUCCAGUUUAAAUAUAAAAAUGUUUCUCACUGUUUGGAAUGUUAGGAAUGUGUUGUAGAUCAAUGUGGACAUCCAGUGUUUACUAUGCCACGCAAGCUUUGGGUUAUAUAUCGUGAACCGUCAGUGGGAACAUUUUUUAUUGACAUCUCUUACACCCAACCACAUUUCCAUUGUUUAUACAUAUCAUAUAUCAUUAUUACAUCACUAAAUCUGUUAACAUGUAAAGGUUAAUACUCUGAAAACCUAAAUUCUGGUGUAUUUAUGAAAAUGGUUGUGGAAGAAGUAGUGAAUUGUAUUAAAACAAUUAACAGAAUUUAACCUUGAUAGUGUCAACAUACAACUUUAUUAAUAAAAUGAAAAAAAGGAAUGAAAAUGAAAAACUUCAAAUUGAAAACUGGAUGUUAUAAACAAAAGCACAGUGGUGAAAACCUUUUUUAAUAGAACUCGUAGUAUUGUUUCCCAACACACGCACCAGUUUUCAACCCGUUGAAUAGCUGGCAUUUCUACUUUUAUUCAAGAUGUAGCACUGAAGAAGUUCAUAGAAAUAAACUUUGGUACAUGA